This is a messenger RNA of Scleropages formosus (Asian bonytongue), 3007 nucleotides long. RefSeq names its product prospero homeobox 2 (gene prox2). Gene Ontology annotation, biological process: regulation of transcription by RNA polymerase II. The transcript is spliced from 5 exons. Gene Ontology annotation, molecular function: RNA polymerase II cis-regulatory region sequence-specific DNA binding; DNA-binding transcription factor activity, RNA polymerase II-specific. NCBI's taxonomy places the organism in Eukaryota, Metazoa, Chordata, Actinopteri, Osteoglossiformes, Osteoglossidae. Gene Ontology annotation, cellular component: nucleus. The record is from RefSeq and is a predicted model, not a curated record. Bases 212 to 2209 code for a protein of 665 amino acids.
AUGGGGCGAACCACGUGGUCCGGGAAAGGGGGAUUCCGAUGGCGUGUACCAAGUUGAAGCAACCCUCGUGUUUAACCCGUACCGGGCUCGCGUAGUAAGCGUUAAGGACAUUCAACUUUGUUUCGUAUUUACUAAGGAGCAUUCUGAGAAAACGAUCACACGUUUUGAUUUCAAAUUGUCUUUCGGUUCCCUGUUAAACUCUGUUUUAAGCAUGAAUCUCAGCCUGUCUGACCAGAACAUGCACCCCCCUUGUAAGGGUGGCCCGGAGGAGGAGAAACCAGAGCUGCUCCACCCAUGUUUCCGCCGGUCGAUGUACGACGACUCUUUGGCCACCUACUCCAACGAUUCCAUCAUCUCGCAGCUCCUCCGCAAAACUAUCCAGAACAAGAGGGCGCUGGACGAGGGCCUCUUCUACCUGCCGGCUGCUGCCCUGUCAAGCUCAAGCGUAGCAGACUCCAGCCAGGAGGACCAUAACAGCACUUCCUCCAAGAACAGCGCUGUAGAGCCUGCGUCGCCCGGCAGCCAGAGCUCCCCCGAAGGUGAGCGACCCGUGAGCGAGCACCACCGCGCCAAACGCGCUCGAGUGGAGAACAUCAUCAGGGGCAUGGCGGGCUCCCCCAACGCCCGGCUUUCUAGCGACGGGGAGAGGGGAGAGGAGGACGCCAGAGAAGCUCGAGAUUUCUACAGGGAGAACAAGAGGAAGCAGAGGGUGCCCCAGCAUCAGGAGCACGGCCUGAGCGAAGGUGCCUCGGCCGGCAGGGGGAGCGUCGGCGGCAGCAGAGACGAGGAGUGUCAGCGCCUGCGGGAUCAGCUUCGUGCGAUGCAGCGUCUCCUCAGACAGCUCCAGGAGAAGUUCGUCCAGGUCCACAGCCUCAGCGACUCUGAACAGGACGACAGGGAGGAAGCGGGCUCGGCGUGCGCCACGGAGCACGAUGAUGUCACCGGGGAUCGGGAGCCUCAAGAGGGGUCCGAGAGCGAACCGCACACGGAGCCUGAUCGUGAGGUCGGGAGGAGGCCGGAUGGUACUAAAAUGUACAGGAGACAGGCGGGGAAGAGAGAAGGCGGCCAAGCAGCUGUGCGCGCAGAGGGGGAGAGCCUGCAAGAGGCUCUCAAGUAUGAGCUGUCUAGAGCCGUAGGCGAUACCGUCGACGCCUUUUUCAAGAAAUUCUCAGCCACACUGUUGACUCAGCCAGCCCCUGUACGUGUGGCCCAAACGCCAGUCAACGGGAACUUGGGACUCAAGAAGAGCACCAAAGGUCCAAGUUCUCCAGAACUAUUCAGAACUGAGGAGUCGGUGAAAUCCAGAGCGCUGGACUACUGCGAGGGUGCAGAGGCGCAGAGUGCCGAAGGCCAGACGGAAGCGCUGUCGCUGGUUGUCCGCAAGCCAGCCCUGAGCCACCCGGGUUCGACCGGCCAGGGUGUGAAAAGGCCCUAUCCUCUGCACCACGCCCCCUUCCAUUUUGGCUACAGCGCCCCCUUCCACGAGAACCAGAUCCUGGAGCACCUCCUCAAGUACGGCCCUCACGGCAGCUUCGGGAGCUUCUCCUGCCUGCCGCCUCCGAUGGACAGGUCCUCGCCCGACUCUGUGGACUUGGUGAGUUCCAUCCCCGCGGGCCAUCACUCCCGACAGGCCGCCUUGGGACCCAUGAUGGUGGACGGCCUGAGCCUCCCUCACGUCAAGAUGGAGUGCGGCGACCUGCCCGCCAUGGCCGAGAGGAACCCCUACAUGCCGCUCAAUAUUCAGGAAGGACUGACCCCCAGCCACCUGAAGAAGGCCAAGCUCAUGUUCUUCUACACACGUUACCCCAGUUCCAAUGUGCUGAAAACCUUCUUCCCUGAUGUGAAGUUUAACCGCUGCAUCACCUCCCAGCUCAUCAAGUGGUUCAGCAACUUCCGCGAGUUCUACUACAUCCAGAUGGAGAAAUUUGCCCGGCAGGCUAUUAUGGACGGCGUGAGCGACGUGAAGGAAAUGUGCGUCACCCGGGACUCCGAGCUCUUUCGAGCCCUCAACAUGCACUACAACAAGGCCAACGACUUCCAGGUACCCGAGCGGUUCCUCGAGGUGGCUGAGAUCACGCUCCACGAGUUCUUCAAUGCCAUCUCCCUGUCCAAAGACUCUGACCCAUCCUGGAAGAAGGCCAUCUACAAGGUCAUCUGCAAACUGGACAGCGAAGUUCCAGACGAGUUCAAAUCGUCCUCCUGCUUGUAGGAGGAGGAGAAGGAGCUGUGGGCGGUGCCCCCACAAACCCAGCAGAUCGUCGUACGCGAUCGCUGACACACACGUGACACGUUUUGCGGUGGAUUUUAAAUGUCUGUUUCCGGCCUUAAUUAUCUGCAGCUUGUCUUUUCAUUUGAUGCCGAGUGCUGGGUGGACAAUCACGCUCUCGCACACACGCGCACACACGUUACGUAAUUAUGUACACUUCAAGUUGAGCUCAUUUGGAGCUGCCCUCCGGAACUAAGUCCACCAGCUUCAUCAGCUUCACGCGACUAACCGUAGCGUCAACAGUAGAAUUUUCCAUUUUUCUAAUAGUUACACAGCCAUUUAAACGACCGUCGCCGGUCGCGUCGGACGCAUCGCCGGGCGCUCGGUGGUCGAAGUUGCUUUCGUAAAGGCGCCACUGGGAACGAGCGGAUCCUGUAGAUUUUAAGGUCGAUGAAGCGUCUGAACGACUGCCAGCGCAGGCAUUUUUGGCUGGAUUUAUAAGUGUUACGUUUGCUGUUCGUGCGUUUCAGCCGUUAAGAGUAGCGAUUGUCGAACGUAGUGACUGAAGCGCGUGGUUCUCGAAGCAUCUCGGUUCAGAAACGGCAGAGCUCAGUGUUGGCGUCAGUCAGCGUAGGUGCGUUCGGGAUGCUUUCGUUCCUUCGCCGUGUUCAAGAGAAGAUGAUCGUGUUUAAAAUGAGCUUCCUCGUCUCGUGUUCCGUAACUAGCGUGUACGUGUCAAAACAUCUUCCAAAGCCAACAUUUUGGCAACGGUAGCGUCUAUAGUUUCCUUGAAUAGACAUA